Molecule: messenger RNA, 434 nt
Organism: Phalaenopsis equestris
Lineage: Eukaryota; Viridiplantae; Streptophyta; Magnoliopsida; Asparagales; Orchidaceae
Molecular function (GO): protein binding
Source: RefSeq, a predicted model, not a curated record
CCCGGAGCCACAACAGCCGGAGUCCUCACUUCGCCCUCAUGGCGUCGGAACGGUCGGUGCAUUGAAAGUCGUGAACCGACGAAUCCAAGCCAUGAAUAUCCGAAGGAAGCUUCAAAGCUUGGGCGGGAUGAGAACAUGGCUUUCAUCGCUGCGACUCGAACGGUUUGCCGAAGUCUUUGAGAGGGAAGAAGUUGGUGAGUAUCAGCUGGUUAAUCUUUCGGCGAGCAAGCUCAAAGACAUGGGGGUAAAUGCGGUGGGGACGAGGAGGAAGCUUCUUCAUGCGAUUGAGCUCCUCUGCCAGCCUUACUAUAGCCAUGGCUUCUCAUCAUAUGGAGGUUAGUGAUUUGCUGUAUAUGCUCUUGUUUUAUUGCCAUUUUUGGCAAUAUUACUCUGUUUCAGACUCUUAGGGGCUGUUUGGUGGAUAUAUUUUUCAG